Messenger RNA from Cinclus cinclus, 902 nucleotides. It is a transcript of the gene TRAPPC6B, whose product is annotated as trafficking protein particle complex subunit 6B. Bases 235 to 759 code for a protein of 174 amino acids. Gene Ontology annotation, cellular component: trans-Golgi network; cis-Golgi network; TRAPP complex. Gene Ontology annotation, biological process: regulation of GTPase activity; endoplasmic reticulum to Golgi vesicle-mediated transport. Lineage: Eukaryota; Metazoa; Chordata; Aves; Passeriformes; Cinclidae. The record is from RefSeq and is a predicted model, not a curated record. The transcript is spliced from 6 exons.
GGGCAGCUCCGCAGGAGGGACGCGUUUGAUCCCCGGCUCCGGCCCUCACUCAGACCCUGGGAUCCCCGCGCCGCCCGAGUCUGCGGACUCUGUAGAGCCUUAACGCCAGAGCCCCUUUCCCAGCGCUUCCCCGGCGGGGAGAGCCGGCCCGGCCGGCACUGCUGGGCCGCGCCGUCUCGGCCGGGAGCUCCCGGGGCUGUCCGGGCCCGCACGGAAGGGGCGGCGGCCCCGGCGAUGGCGGACGAGGCGCUGUUCCUGCUGCUGCACAGCGAGAUGGUGGCGGGGCUGUACCGCGCCGCCGAGCAGGGCGAAGGGGUGACGGCCGGGGCUGACGCUGCGGCCGCGGCGCCUUGUGUCUUGCAGGAGAACGGGCGCUGCACCACCAAGCUGGAGAGCAUGGGCUUCCGCGUCGGGCAGGGGCUCAUCGAGAGGUUUACAAAAGACACUGCCAGGUUCAAGGAUGAAUUAGACAUUAUGAAGUUCAUUUGCAAAGAUUUUUGGACAACGGUAUUCAAAAAACAAAUAGAUAACCUAAGGACUAAUCACCAGGGUAUUUAUGUCCUUCAAGACAAUAAAUUUCGUCUGUUGACACAAAUGUCUGCAGGAAAGCAGUAUUUAGAACAUGCACCAAAGUAUUUAGCAUUCACCUGUGGACUAAUCAGAGGAGGCCUAUCAAAUCUGGGAAUAAAGAGUAUUGUAACAGCUGAAGUUUCAUCAAUGCCUGCAUGUAAAUUUCAGGUCAUGAUACAGAAGAUGUAGAGCACAUUAAAAUCUGGAUAUCUACUUUAAAAAGCCUUUGUAUGUGGAUUCAGUAUCUUGGGUCAGUCUUGUAUAUAAUAUGUAAAUUAUAGCAGUGUGCAGCACAAUUCCAAAAUAAAUAAUAAAUGCUAAUCAAAAUAGCA